AUGACCAGGCGCGCCAAACUCCGCAGCAGCAAUGAUUUGGGCAAGUGCUCGUGCGUGCACGAGCAUCCGCUGAGCGUGGACGGCGUCACAGUCAAACUUGCAUUGAACUUGCAUUGCAAUUUUAGGUAUUCCAUAGACCAUAAUGCAGAAGGUGAUGCACUUUUCACCAUCGAUGUUGACAGUGGACUUAUUACAACAACCAGAAGUCUAGACCGAGAGGAGGUAGCCUGGCACAACAUCACAGUGAUGGCUUCAGAGAUCGACAAUCCAAAUCUGGUGAGCUAUGUACCAGUCACUGUCCAGGUCUUGGAUGUCAAUGACAAUGCCCCCUAUAUUGCCACAGACAGCGCUUUGGUUGUGUGUGAAGGCUCCAAGGCAGGCCAGGUCAUUCAGACCAUCAGGGCAACAGACAAGGACAACUUUGCCAACGGUCGGUUCACUUUUGCUCUACCAGAGCGCUUGCCAGCCAGCGAGAAUAAACCUCUGCUCUCUCUGACAGAUAGCAGCGCGAGCGUGUUGGCGCGCAGGCAAGGCUUCAGCCAGGCGGAACAGGAGCUGUACCAGCUGCCCGUGGUCGUGUGGGAUGGAGGAGAGCCGGUCCUCAGCAGCACCAGCACUCUUACUCUCAGGGUGUGUCCGUGCCAGCGAGGGGCCAGGACGCCAGUGUGCAGGGCCCAAGCCUUCCUGUCCUCGGCCGGUCUCAGCACCGGAGCCCUCAUUGCCAUCCUGCUAUGUGUGCUCAUCCUCUUGGUAAUCGUGGUGCUGUUUGCUGCGCUGAAACGUCAGAAGAAGAAAGAGCCCCUGAUCAUCUCCAAGGAGGACGUGAGGGACAAUGUGGUCAGCUACAACGACGAGGGCGGUGGCGAGGAGGACACGCAGGCCUUUGACAUCGGAGCGCUUCGUCAUCCCGAAGUGAUGGAGGAGAGCAAACUGCGGAGGGACAUCCUGCCCUCCGAGUCGCUCUACCCUCCGCCGCCCCUCCGCAGAACCGCGGUGCCAUCCCGAGAGAACGCAGACGUGCGGGACUUUAUCAACCAGCGUGUGCAGGAAAAUGACGGUAACCCCACAGCUCCUCCUUACGACUCACUGGCCACCUAUGCUUACGAAGGUAACGGAUCGGUGGCCGAGUCUCUCAGCUCGCUGGGGUCCGUAUCCUCGGAAGGGGAGCAAGACUAUAACUACCUCAGCGAGUGGGGACCACGCUUCAGGAAGCUAGCAGACAUGUACGGCGGAGAGGACAGCGACUGGGACUCCUAACGGACAGACUGUGGAGCGAGACUCAUUUGCUGAUCUGCCUCUACGUGAAGACUGGAGUGGCAGAAUGAGGCAGCCUAAUUUCUUUUACAAAGUGCCCUUUUAUCCUUCUCUUUGUCCUACAAUCAGGCAGCCGGUUUCUCUGUCCUGAUUGGCUGACGAACUUCACGCUCUGGCGAAGGAGGACGUAUCCGUACGCCGACUUCUCAUCAGAAAGAUCAUCUGUGGCGACAUCUUCCUGCAUAAUCCCAGAUCGUUCUGGAAAUGUCUGCAGUUUUUCAUAUCCGUGACCAUCGCUAAAAACGUUUCCUUUGGAAAGCCGAGCAUCUAAUGCAGAAGCGCUCUUUAAAUCCUGCUGCAAAGAACAGUUUAUCAGUUG
Messenger RNA from Puntigrus tetrazona (Sumatra barb), 1633 nucleotides. Its product is annotated as cadherin-6-like. The record is from RefSeq and is a predicted model, not a curated record. Bases 1 to 1257 code for a protein of 418 amino acids. Gene Ontology annotation, molecular function: calcium ion binding; cadherin binding. Gene Ontology annotation, cellular component: plasma membrane; catenin complex; adherens junction. The transcript is spliced from 7 exons. Lineage: Eukaryota; Metazoa; Chordata; Actinopteri; Cypriniformes; Cyprinidae. Gene Ontology annotation, biological process: cell morphogenesis; homophilic cell-cell adhesion; multicellular organism development.